GGGCAAUAUAACUUCCAGUAACUGUUCCAGGCACCUCCCGGACUAAGGGUCCAUUUCACUGACUGUGAGAAGCUGGAAAUGUCCCAGUGAUCCUGUAACUGCUGGGAAGUUUCUCCUGGGCUCAUGAGUUACAAUGAAGAUGAGGAUUUCCUUCCACUCGCAUUGUGCCAUGGGCAACCCCUCUCUGUCCAGUUACUUCCUUUUCUUUUUUAAGGUCCAUGUUUCUACAUUGGAAUCAGUGAAUUUCAAGGUGAUUGGACCUGAUCAUCCCAUCAUGGUCUCUGCAGGUGAAGAUGCCCUGUUACCCUGUCACCUCUUCCGUAACAGACGUGCUCAGAAGAUGGAGGUGCGCUGGUACCGAUCCAAGUUCUCUGAACCUGUCCAUCUGUAUCAGAAUGAAAAAGAUCAGGCUGAGCAGCAAAUACCAAAUUAUCAGGGCAGAACAGAGCUGCUGAAGGAUGGUAUUGUGGAUGGAAGCGUUGUCCUGCGUAUACGCAACAUCACCCCCUCUGACCAUGGGCAGUUUAUCUGUUUCUUCCGAUCAAGCAGAUUUUAUGCGGAAGCCACUCUGGAACUGAAGGUGACAGGCUGUCCAGGCUCCUGAGGAGGUUCAGGAAGAAGGCUCUGCAGGUGGCCCCAGAG
Messenger RNA from Malaclemys terrapin pileata, 642 nucleotides. Its product is annotated as myelin-oligodendrocyte glycoprotein-like. Gene Ontology annotation, biological process: regulation of cytokine production; T cell receptor signaling pathway. Gene Ontology annotation, cellular component: external side of plasma membrane. The transcript has 5 exons. NCBI's taxonomy places the organism in Eukaryota, Metazoa, Chordata, Testudines, Emydidae. The record is from RefSeq and is a predicted model, not a curated record. Bases 134 to 604 code for a protein of 156 amino acids. Gene Ontology annotation, molecular function: signaling receptor binding.